Musa acuminata AAA Group (dessert banana) is the source of this 2883-nucleotide messenger RNA. RefSeq names its product casein kinase 1-like protein HD16. The record is from RefSeq and is a predicted model, not a curated record. The transcript has 17 exons. Gene Ontology annotation, molecular function: protein serine/threonine kinase activity; ATP binding. Gene Ontology annotation, cellular component: nucleus; cytoplasm. The coding region runs from base 406 to 2661 and encodes 751 amino acids. NCBI's taxonomy places the organism in Eukaryota, Viridiplantae, Streptophyta, Magnoliopsida, Zingiberales, Musaceae. Gene Ontology annotation, biological process: endocytosis; signal transduction; peptidyl-serine phosphorylation.
AUAAGAUUUCGGACAGCGCAAAGAGAGAGAGAGAGAGAGAGAGAGAGAUAGAGAGGAAGCCUCAGAGCGCACACAGCUCCUCGUCCUCCUUCGCAACAACAGCCCCCUUUGUCUUCCCCCGAUUCCCGAGGGAACCCUAGCUCUCCCAAUCCCCUCCGUCGUACCCACCGAGCUGCGCCGCACCCGUGACGCAGCCCCCCCCGCCGCCGCCGGCCCCCCGGAGAUUUCCGCGCGAUCGGGUCACCCGUGACGAGCUUUCGAUCGUGAAGGAGCCGAUCUUUCUGGUUCCGGUCCCCGAUCGUGUUUCCUCCGCCGCAUUCUGGGUCGAUCUUCCGGGUUCUUGAAUUUUUUUAUGUAACGGGUUUCGCCUUCCGAUGAUGGUUCUGGAUCGUGUUAUUGGAGUGGAUGAUCCGUCGUGUGUCGGCGGGAGUCGGGUUGCUUCGGAAAGAUGAGAAGAUUGAAGAGGGACUCUUAGUGACUUAUUGUGGGUGUGAGUUGCAUGGGAAGAGGAUGCCAAAGCAGCGAAGUGGAGCACGGCAAGGUCAUCUGAGAUCAAAGAAACUUGAUGAUAUUCCAGCCCCAUCGCAGCCCAUAGGACAAGCAGAAAAUCCAGUAUUGCCUGCGCCAAACAGAAGGCGUGGUGGUGCUGGGAGAGGAAGAGGCUCCAGGGCUGCAGCAACUGCUAAAAGGCCUUCAGUAGCACCAGCUAGACCAACGGUUGGCGGUAGAGGAAGAGGCAUUGGGGUUAUUGACUUAGACCCUGAUCAGCCUUGCGAGAUAUUACCUAGAGCUGCUGCGGGAGGAGCUGUUGUUGUUGGUGCUGAAGGUUUCUUUUUGAACCAAGCAGCAGAGGGAAUUGCUGACAAAGAUCUGGCAAUGGAAGGUGGAAGUGGUGACAAGGUGAUGGUAGCUGAAGGUGAAGCUACUACAGCUCCGGUACCUGAACGGGUUCAAGUAGGUAACUCACCUGUGUAUAAGAUAGAGAGGAAAUUGGGUAAAGGUGGUUUUGGUCAGGUCUAUGUUGGUCGAAGAGUAUCUGGCGGAAAACAAGGAACAGGUCCAGAUGCAUAUGAGGUGGCUCUUAAAUUCGAGCAUCGAAGUAGUAAGGGUUGCAACUAUGGCCCACCAUAUGAGUGGCAAGUCUACAAUUCUCUUAAUGGAUGUUAUGGAAUUCCAUGGGUUCACUAUAAGGGUCGUCAAGGAGACUACUACAUUUUGGUUAUGGAUAUGCUCGGUCCUAGUCUUUGGGACGUUUGGAAUUCUGUAGGCCAAGCGAUGUCUCCAAAUAUGGCUGCCUGCAUUGCGGUGGAGGCUAUAGCUAUUCUUGAGAAACUUCACUCAAAGGGGUUUGUGCAUGGAGAUGUUAAGCCAGAGAACUUUCUACUAGGACAGCCUAGAUCUGCUGAUGAGAAGAAGCUUUUCCUUAUUGAUCUUGGUUUGGCAUCUAGAUGGAAAGAAGCAUCAUCUGGCCAACACGUUGAAUAUGAUCAAAGACCAGAUAUCUUUAGGGGAACAAUUAGAUACGCAAGCGUGCAUGCUCAUUUAGGACGUACAGGUAGCAGGAGGGAUGAUCUGGAGUCGUUAGCCUACACAUUGAUAUUUAUUAUCAGAGGAAGGUUACCUUGGCAAGGCUAUCAGGGAGAUAACAAGAGUUUUCUUGUUUGUAAGAAGAAAAUGGCUACUUCUCCAGAGAUAUUAUGCUGUUUCUGUCCGCCUCCAUUCAAACAAUUUCUUGAGAUUGUGACAAAUAUGAAAUUUGACGAAGAACCAAAUUACUCCAAACUUAUUUCACUUUUUGAUGAUUUAAUUGAACCAUGCACUUCUCUGAGACCUAUCAGAAUUGAUGGAGCUCUAAAGGUGGGGCAGAAACGUGGUAGACUGCUUGUAAACCUUGAAGAGGAUGAGCAGCCUAAGAAGAAAGUCCGUCUGGGAAGCCCAGCAACUCAGUGGAUUUCAGUUUACAAUGCUAGGAGACCAAUGAAACAGAGAUACCACUAUAAUGUAGCGGAUGCAAGACUUCAACAACAUAUAGUAAAAGGAAUGGAAGAUGGUUUAUAUAUCAGUUGUGUGGCAUCUUCAGCAAAUCUCUGGGCCCUUAUUAUGGAUGCGGGAACAGGUUUCAGUUCCCAGGUUUAUGAAUUAUCACCAAUGUUCUUGCAUAAGGAUUGGAUUAUGGAGCAGUGGGAGAAGAAUUAUUACAUAAGUGCAGUAGCUGGUGCCACAAAUGGGAGUUCAUUAGUUGUAAUGUCUAAAGGAACCCCUUACACGCAGCAAUCCUAUAAAGUUAGUGAAUCAUUUCCUUUUAAGUGGAUCAAUAAAAAGUGGAAAGAAGGUUUUCAUGUUACAUCCAUGACUACUGCUGGCAGCCGCUGGGGGAUAGUCAUGUCAAGGAACUCUGGCUAUUCUGACCAGGUUGUAGAGUUAGACUUUCUUUAUCCAAGCGAAGGAAUCCACCGAAGAUGGGAGAGUGGUUAUAGAAUAACUUCCACUGCGGCCACUCCCGAUCAAGCUGCUUUUAUUUUGAGCGUACCAAAGAGAAAAUUGAUGGAUGAGACACAGGAAACUCUUCGAACCUCUACAUUCCCGAGCAACCAUGUAAAGGACAAAUGGGCAAAGAAUCUGUACAUUGCUUCGAUUUGCUACGGUCGGACAGUGUGCUGAUACUUGAGCCGAUUACAUAUUUGUGAAGAUAAAAAGAUGUUGAAGUCAUUCAGAUGUUGGAAAGUGUUCGUGAAUAUGCCAUCACAUAUGUAAGUUUUGUUGCAGUUUGCGUUGCUAUGAAUUGGAUUACUUUUUGACUCCUGUCAUAUAUUUUGUGCUUCCCAUACUCUUUUUUGACUCCUGUCAUAUAUUUUGUGCUUCCCAUACUCUAUGAUCCAUAUA